AUGUGGCUCCCCUCCCGCCGGCAGCUGUGCUGGGCCUUCCUGGUGGCCUCCCUCUUCUCGGCGGCCUCCUUCUUCCUCCACCUGUGGAAAGGCAGCCUCCCCCGCAGGCUGGCGUUCUCGGCUCUGUGCCAGCGGCAGUGCCCGGGCCUGACCCAGGUGGCCCUCUUCUGCCUCCCGGGGACGCCGCGAGACCCCAAUGGCUCUUUGGGCCUCCCCAGCCCGGCGGCGGAGGCCGAGCCUGGCCCGCGGGGCAUCUGGACGAUCCGGCCGGAGGGGCGCUUCGGGAACCAGAUGGGCCAGUACGCCACCCUCUAUGCGCUGGCCAAGCUCAACGGGAAGCGGGCCUUCAUCCUGCCGGACAUGCACGCCACGCUGGCCCCGGUCUUCAGGCUGGGCCUGCCGGUGCUGGACGCGGAGGCGGCGGCGCGGGCGCGCUGGGCCCUCUACCCUCUGCAGGACUGGAUGGCGGAGGACUACGCGCGCCUGGGCGGCCACGACGUGCUGCAGUUCACCGGCUUUCCCUGUUCCUGGACCUUCUACCACCACCUCCGGGCCGAGAUCCGGAGAGAGUUCUCCCUGCACGCCCACGUCCGGGAGGAGGCCCAGGCCUUCCUGCACUGGGUGCGCUACAGCCAGGGCAGGGGCGGCCGCCUCACCUUUGUGGGGGUCCACGUGCGCCGGGGGGACUACGUGGAGCUGAUGCCCAGCCAGUGGCGCGGCGUCGUGGCCGACCGGGCCUACCUGGAGCAGGCCCUGGACUGGUUCCGGGCUCGCUACGCCGACGCCGUCUUCGUGGUCACCAGCAAUGGCAUGAAGUGGUGCCACGAGAACGUGGACGGCUCCAGGGGCGACGUGGUGUUUGCGGGCGACGGAGACGAGGCGGCCCCCGGCGCCGACUUCGCGCUGCUCGCUCAGUGCAACCACACGGUCAUGACCAUCGGCACCUUCGGCUACUGGGCUGCCUACCUGGCCGGCGGCGACACCGUCUACCUGGCCAACUACACCCUCCCCGACUCCCAGUUCCUGCGUGUCUUCAAGCCCCAGGCAGCCUUCCUGCCCCAGUGGGUGGGCAUCGAGGCCGACCUGUCCCCCCUCCUGCCCUGA
Messenger RNA from Gracilinanus agilis (Agile Gracile Mouse Opossum), 1104 nucleotides. RefSeq names its product galactoside alpha-(1,2)-fucosyltransferase 1-like. Gene Ontology annotation, cellular component: membrane. The record is from RefSeq and is a predicted model, not a curated record. The coding region runs from base 1 to 1104 and encodes 367 amino acids. Gene Ontology annotation, biological process: carbohydrate metabolic process. Gene Ontology annotation, molecular function: galactoside 2-alpha-L-fucosyltransferase activity. The transcript has a single exon. Lineage: Eukaryota; Metazoa; Chordata; Mammalia; Didelphimorphia; Didelphidae.